Molecule: messenger RNA, 1508 nt
Organism: Paramacrobiotus metropolitanus
Lineage: Eukaryota; Metazoa; Tardigrada; Eutardigrada; Parachela; Macrobiotidae
Product: dTDP-D-glucose 4,6-dehydratase-like
Exons: 2
Coding region: 2-793 (263 amino acids)
Source: RefSeq, a predicted model, not a curated record
UAUGGAACAGCCAACACAUGUCGUUCAUUUUGCGGCUGCGGGGAAUGUUGAUCAAUCCUUCUCGACUCCUAUAGAAUGCACGAACGCGAACGUUUUGGGAACCCAUACGCUUUUGGAAUGCCUACGCAUAUUAAAGACGGCUGAACUUUUUGUCUAUAUAUCAACGGAUGAGGUAUACGGUGAAACUCCAGAAGGUUCAAAUUCGGAGGGGACAAUGUUCUCUCCUACGAAUCCGUAUGCAGCAUCGAAGGCUGCAGCAGAGUGCUUGGUGAUGUCGUACGGAAAGUCGUACAACAUUCCGUACAUCAUUACGAGAGCCAAUAAUGUGUAUGGACCAUAUCAGUAUCCAGCACAAGUAAUACCAAAAUUUACAAUGCAGCUGCUGAAAAAGCAGAGGAUGCCGGUCCAUGGCAAUGGAAAUUCGGUUAGAAGGUUUGUACACGUUUUGGACAAAUGUCGAGCGAUUGAAACCAUCAUGCACAGAGGCAGUAUAGGAGGAACUUAUAAUAUCGGAACCGAAUUUGAGAUUUCAGUGAAACAAAUAGCUUCAAUUCUGCUUAAAAAAAUAGUUGGAAAAGACGAGCCUUUGGAAGACUGGAUAAGCUACGUUCCGGAUCGCCCUUAUAAUGACUGUCGAUAUUCGGUCAACUGUAGCAAAUUGCACGCGCUAGGAUGGAAAGCCUCCGUAUCAUUUGAAGACGGAAUAACUGAUCUGGUUCAGUGGUACAAAGAUCACCAAGACCAUUGUGCAUUCUUCUCCCCACUUUCGAUAUUAUCGCGAUUUACUGAAUAACCGUGCGCUUGUUGAUACGGUCACGGGAUUUACCAGGAUAGCUUGUCCAACUCGGAAAAACGAUGGCACAUUAAUGCACAGUGCUAAGGAGAUUGAUCUUAUGCUAUGUUCACCAACAGAAAGUUAUUCCUGUCUGCCAGCGGAAGAUGUGUGUUAUUCAUAUCACAGACUAUGCAGAACAGUUGCGUCCUACAAGUCUGUCAGCCCUAUCCAUAAAACGAUUAUGUUCCAGUUGCGGAAGCAUACACCGGAGUAAGUGUUCCAACAGCGUGUUGCUGCAGUUUCCGAAAAGUUGUGUGUAUGACGAGUCAGUCCCCAUAGAGGAUUUUAUAACGAAUUAUGUCAGUGAUUUGAACCAGAUCGUUGACGAAUGCUAUCCUUUAAGAUCUCGAAGGGUUCGCCUGGACGAUCCACCCUGGAAGAACAUGUCGUUAAGACACUUAAUAAAAAAAAAGAACCAAGCCUACCGCCUUCGAUGCCAAUUCCGUGGGCAACCAGAAUAUAUGCAGUAUAACGAUCACUUUCACGCUUUAAAAAAUCAAGUCCGCUUCGCCAUGGUCGAUGAAAAACGUAAAUUCUUCCGACUCAACUGAGAUGAAGGGAAAGUGAUUUGGCGCGAGCUUGGUAAAUUACUGCAGAAGAGAAAACAGACGGAAGAGCCAGCACUGGACCCAGAUGUGCUGAACGCAUACUUUGCAGCACAAGAACUGCAUGA